Molecule: messenger RNA, 894 nt
Organism: Trachymyrmex septentrionalis
Lineage: Eukaryota; Metazoa; Arthropoda; Insecta; Hymenoptera; Formicidae
Exons: 4
Coding region: 1-894 (297 amino acids)
Biological process (GO): detection of chemical stimulus involved in sensory perception of smell; sensory perception of smell
Cellular component (GO): plasma membrane
Molecular function (GO): olfactory receptor activity; odorant binding
Source: RefSeq, a predicted model, not a curated record
AUGGGGAUGGUCACGCUCAGUCGAUUGGUCAGGUUUGGCCUUCACGUUUACGGUAUAUGGCCACAUGCAUCGUCCACUGUGGUGUUUAGAUCGUACUGGAUCGUAAUGCUAAGCAUGGCCCAAGUCUUUCAAUAUCGAUACGUAAUAAUGAACAUUCAUAUGGACGAUUUUUCCCAGUAUAUGGACGGAGUAAGCAGCGCAAUGGCAUCUACUCUACUUUAUAUUAAGCUUGUUAUUCUUUGGACCCAUCAACGAAUAUUUUUCGAUAUAUUGCAAAUGAUGUCUACGGACUGGCAAGACUACGCUUCAAACAGCUAUAGCUUACGUAUAAUGACAGACACGGCGAAUGUUGCACAUCGCGCCUCGAGAUGGAUCAUCGGCACGCAAGUGGUCGCUGUAUUUUUGUACGUUGCCGGUGUAUUCGCCGCUAAUGCAAACGAUUCUGAAAGAUUAGAGCCGUACGCGCGAGAGCUUAUUCUGAAGAUGGAGUUGCCGUUCAAUAUUAGCACAAAUUUUAUUUACAUGACAGUACAAAUUGUUCAAAUUUAUCAUCUGCUUUUAGUCGCCUGUGGCAUUACGAUUAUUAACUCACUUCUUGUCACUCUGUCGCUCGACACACCGAAUGCUGCAGCGAUUUUGGUGAAAUCUGUAUUAUUCUACAUCUCGAUGAAUCUCGAGGCAUUCAUAUACUGUUUCUGUGGCGAAUAUCUGAGCGCCAAGAGCAAAAUGAUUGGAAAUGCCAUAUACAAUUCUCUCUGGUAUGAGUUUUCAGCCAAAGAAAGUCGAACUAUACUGUUUCUUAUUCUGAGAUCACAAAAAAGAUUGACGAUCACGAGCGGAAAAGUCGUCGACCUUUCCUUGGAGCGAUUUACUAGUGUAAGAUUUAAUUUGUGA